Molecule: messenger RNA, 2890 nt
Organism: Oncorhynchus mykiss (rainbow trout)
Lineage: Eukaryota; Metazoa; Chordata; Actinopteri; Salmoniformes; Salmonidae
Product: high affinity 3',5'-cyclic-AMP phosphodiesterase 7A
Biological process (GO): signal transduction
Molecular function (GO): 3',5'-cyclic-nucleotide phosphodiesterase activity
Source: RefSeq, a predicted model, not a curated record
CACCUACCCCUGGUGGGAAUUUAUGUUUGGGGAGAGGGUAGAGUCUGCGAAAGGAAAUACACGGACUCCGGUGGCGUUGAAGCCUUUGUUGUUACUGUUAAUUAUUGGACCCAUGGUAAAUUAUUUUUUUCGGAGUGUACGGUCAUGAAGAACCCAUAUUAACCCCGUGAUGCUACAUGGACAGUCUGUGCGUUACGGUAAUCUAUGCCAGCAACGCGGUGAAAAUGGACUGAAUGCAUGCGGAAUACUUUCUCUACCACCACCACUUCAAGCAGGGACAGUAUAAAUACACAUUUAGUUGUACAUUUCCUUUUUAUAUAACAUUGUAGAUGACGGCUCUUAUUUUCGGAAUAUUUUUUCCGUCUAGGUUUUCAUCGUUUGUUUUUGAUUGCUUUGGCGUGCACAGUCCCCAUUAAACAAGGAUAUAUUGUUAAAUAUGAGGAAGCAAUGUAUUACAGAGAUACCAAAAAGAAAGAGGCCUUUCCGUUUUCAGGCCCGGAUUUGAGUUCAGUAGGGGAAUAAUGGGGAAAAAUCCAAAUGGAUAAAAUAUGGAUAUUGGAACACAAUAUUAGAGCAGUUGGAUUGCUAUCGACAACGUGACGUGCAAGUUUGAUGCAUCAAAAAAGUGAACAACCCAUUUCUUCUACACUCAAUAACUCUAUUCGACACAAAUAAAGGGAAGUGGAACUGUUAUUGGAAUUACCACAUUUUCAGUUGUGCCAGCAGCUUAAAUGCAUUUUUUUUAUAUGAGUUUUAUGUAGCUUUUUUAUUGCAAUUUGAGCUGGACCGAGCUUUGACUGUUCAAUGGAAGUAUGUUAUCAGUUACCGGUUUUGCCUCUAGACAGGCCGGUUCCUAAACAUGUUCUCAGCCGCAGGGGAGCCAUUAGCUUCAGCUCCAAUUCUUAUUUUUUUGGUGGACCUGCCCCAAGACAGCUGGCCAAGAGACGAGGGGCGAUCUCUUAUGACAGUGAGAAUCAAACAGCUCUCUACAUUCGGAUGCUCGGUACGUAUGGAGAUGUGAGAGUCAGAAGCCAAGUGGGGUUUGAACCGGAACCAAGAGGGUCCCAUCCUUACUUGUGUGUCGAUUUCCGAACUUUGCACUCCCGACCCCAGUCUGCGGGGCCUGUGUCUGCCAGGAAUGUCCGCAGGCUGCUGAGCUUUCAGAGGUACCUCCACUCGUCACGGUUCAUCCGCGGCAUCCCAGCCUCCAACCCACUAGGCUACAUCCUUGAUGAUGACUACACAGGUCAAGCCAAGUUAAUGCUGGAGAAGGUUGGAAACUGGAACUUUGACAUGUUCUUUUUUGAUAGACUUACAAACGGGAACAGCCUCGUCAACCUGACCUUUCACUUAUUCAACAGUUAUGGGUUAAUUGAGCUCUUUCAGUUGGACAUGGUUAAACUUAGAAGAUUUUUAGUCAUGAUUCAAGAGGACUACCGCAGCCUGAACCCCUACCACAAUGCAGUCCACGCUGCGGACGUGACUCAGGCCAUGUAUUGUUACCUGCAGGAGCCCAAGCUUGCUGAGACGAUGACUUCCUGUGAUCUCCUGCUGGGUCUGCUGGCUGCUGCCACCCAUGAUCUGGACCAUCCAGGUGUCAACCAGCCUUUCCUCAUAAAAACAAACCAUUAUCUAGCUGCACUGUACAAGAAUAGCUCAGUUUUGGAGAAUCACCACUGGAAGUCUGCUGUGGGCCUGCUCCGAGAGUCAGCACUCUUGUCCCACCUUCCCACUGAAGACAGAUUGAACAUGGAGGAGCGGCUUGGAUCCCUGAUUCUGGCCACGGACAUCAGCAGGCAAAAUAACUAUUUGUCAGAGUUCAGGACACACUUGGACAAGAGAGACCUCUGCCUCACUAACGGAAGACAUCGGCACUUUAUCCUUCAGAUAGCUCUGAAGUGUGCGGACAUCUGCAACCCCUGCCGACCGUGGAAACUCAGCAAACUGUGGAGCGAGAAAGUGACAGAGGAGUUCUUUCAUCAAGGUGACAUUGAGAGGAAACAUCAUCUUGAAGUAACCCCACUCUGUGACAGGCAAUCCAACUCAGUUGCCAAUAUACAGAUUGGCUUUAUGACGUACGUGGUGGAGCCUCUGUUUGUGGAAUGGUCACGCUUCUCUGACACACGGCUGUCCCAGACCAUGAUGGGCCACCUGAGCCUGAACAAGCAAGGCUGGAAGGAGGGUAGAGACAAGCAGGAGGCUAACACUAGUAGGGCCUCAGAGGAACAGAGGACUUCUGAUGCCAAGGACUCAAACUCCAAAGAAUUACCUCAGGGAAGUAAACGGUCAUGACUCGCCAAGAGAGUGAAGUGUCAGGAAGCGAAGAGAAUCUCCUCACCGGACAAAAACUACAUUACCCAUCACUCCCUGCACCACAGCACCUCAGCCACAUGCUCCCCAUCUAGGUUAACCACUGUUUUUGUUUUUCACAUAAUUUAACUUAAUUUAUUGCAUUUGGACCCUUUACUUUAACAACAUAGAGCAAUACAUAGAUACCUCAUGUUGCUUCUGCUGUAUUUUUUUCCCAUUUCUUUUUUUCAUAUUUUAUUUAUUUUUACCGUAGUUCUGCUCUGACAUCCCUAAUUUGACAUGCCACUCUUUAAAUAGAGACCUGAAGGGAAUUAUUUAAAAAAUACCCUUCUGAUUAUAGUGCCAUCUGCAAACAAUUUGUUUUAAUGUUUUUAAAGUGAGGAAACCUUGUAUUCAGAGAGAGGUUCAUGUUGAGUGAUUGAGACAAGCUUCUGUGGGUUUCUCUAUUUCAGACUUAGUAAUACUUCCUCGUACAAUAAAUAAUGUGAAGAGCCCACUUCAUUGCUGCCUCUUUACAAGCAUCUACUUUGUGUUGUAUUUUACAAAUUAAACAUUGGUUCUGUAAAAAAAAAAAAAAAAA